GCCCUCUUGAGCUUGACAGCGAACAUAAAAAGGACAUGUACCGGGCCGUUUAUAACCACACAGCUACUUAGCUAGCUAAUUAGCUAGCUCAUAGCUCCUCGGACUUCAUUGUCCGCGGGAAUAACUGACGUCCAAUGCUUUUAUUUAUCGCAACCUGCAGUAUAUAUGUAGUGAAUUAGUCAUUUCAAUGGCGUUCAAUGGCCACCAACGCGACGAUGAAAGUAUCGACGAAGACGAAACGCCCACGAAGCAGCCGCGGUCCGACAAGGAGAUGCCCGGGUAUCUCAGAAACGAGCCCAACAAUGAGGCGGCCGCGCCCGCAGGAAGAGCCACAUCCGACCGGCGGACCUCCAACUCGACGGCGAGGCAUCGGAGCGACUCGGUGAAGAAAACAAGGCCGCCAUUUCCCUGGUUUGGGAUGGACAUUGGAGGCACCCUGGUGAAGCUGGUGUACUUCGAGCCCAAAGACAUCACAGCCGAGGAGGAGCAGGAAGAGGUGGAGAACCUGAAGAGCAUCCGCCGCUACCUGACCUCCAACACCGCCUAUGGUAAGACGGGCAUCAGGGACGUGCACCUGGAGCUGCAGGACCUGACGCUGUGCGGCAGGACGGGCAACCUGCACUUCAUCCGCUUCCCCACUCAUGACCUGCCGGCCUUCCUGCAGAUGGGCCGCAACAAGCACUUCUCCAGCCUCCACACCACCCUCUGCGCCACGGGAGGGGGGGCCUACAAGUUUGAGUCUGAUUUCCGCACGAUGGCCGACCUGCAGCUUCACAAGCUGGACGAGCUGGACUGUUUGAUUCGGGGGGUGCUGUACAUCGACUCGGUGGUGUCCUGCGGACCCUCAGAGUGCUACUACUUUGAAAACCCCACUGACCCCGAUCGCUGCAUCCAGAAGCCGUACACACUGGAGAACCCCUACCCUCUGCUGCUGGUCAACAUAGGGUCGGGGGUCAGCAUCCUGGCCGUCUACUCUGAGAACAACUACAAACGAGUUACAGGGACCAGCCUGGGUGGUGGGACCUUCCUGGGCCUGUGCUGCCUGCUGACCGGCUGCUCCACUUUCGAGGAAGCUCUAGAAAUGGCUUCUCAGGGGGAGAGCACGCGAGUGGACAAGCUGGUCCGGGACAUCUACGGAGGAGACUAUGAGAGGUUUGGGCUGCCAGGCUGGGCGGUGGCCUCAAGUUUUGGCAACAUGAUGUCCAAAGAGAAGAGGGAGUCGGUGUCCAAAGAGGACCUGGCCAGAGCCACACUGGUCACCAUCACUAACAACAUCGGCUCCAUCACCAGGAUGUGUGCUCUCAACGAGAACAUAGAGCGAGUGGUGUUUGUGGGGAACUUCCUGAGAGUGAACACCCUCUCCAUGAAGCUGCUGGCCUACGCCAUGGACUACUGGUCUAAAGGACAGCUCAAAGCUCUCUUCCUACAGCAUGAGGGUUACUUCGGAGCGGUCGGCGCCCUGUUGGAGCUUCUGCAUCCGUCCUAAUGCAUCCAAACUACACCCAAAGAAGCACUUGUCAAUCUGCUGCAAAGACCAUUAGCACUUUAGACUGUCCUGAAGUAAUUCCACAGUGGGAUGUUAGCCACACCAGCAGGUCACUGGUAAAUUUUAUCUGUCAAACAUUUGGAGGUCUCAGAAAUCAUGCUGGUUUGUAAGAUGGUGAAAGUGGCUUCUAAAUGUUGACUCACAUCUCUCGUUGUGGUCGAUGGAUAGAAGUGUGUUUCCUGCUCGGACCAAAGCUGAACGCAGCAAAGUCACUGUCUGCAGAAACAAGACAGAUUUGGUCUGAAACAUCUCAAGGAAAUUCACCACAGUUGCCUGAAACACUCGGGUUAGAAAGCACUCGUCAUCGUUUAGUCUUGUGGACUGCAGGUACCCUCAGACGGGUCAGGUCCUGGGCCAAACAUUUGUAAGUGUUUUCUAGGGUUUAUUUGACCCUGUUUAGGUACCAGGUGGAUGGUUUAACUGUAGUGAUUUUUAAGAUAAACACAGGAAAGAUGUCCCCAGUAAAUCAUCACUCAUCUUUGCUUAUGUCCUGAAUAUAUUUUUAAUUUACUGUCUUGUCUGUAAAAGGUCAGAAAAUAACUAAAAAUGUCUGACUUAAGUUUCCAGAGCCAAAGAUGACUUCUUUAAAAUACUUGUUUCACCCAAAAACAAAACAA
Epinephelus moara (kelp grouper) is the source of this 2163-nucleotide messenger RNA. RefSeq names its product pantothenate kinase 2 (gene pank2). The coding region runs from base 188 to 1486 and encodes 432 amino acids. The record is from RefSeq and is a predicted model, not a curated record. The transcript has 7 exons. Gene Ontology annotation, cellular component: cytosol; nucleus. NCBI's taxonomy places the organism in Eukaryota, Metazoa, Chordata, Actinopteri, Perciformes, Serranidae. Gene Ontology annotation, biological process: coenzyme A biosynthetic process. Gene Ontology annotation, molecular function: ATP binding; pantothenate kinase activity.